This is a messenger RNA of Python bivittatus (Burmese python), 1381 nucleotides long. Lineage: Eukaryota; Metazoa; Chordata; Lepidosauria; Squamata; Pythonidae. The record is from RefSeq and is a predicted model, not a curated record.
AUAUUACAGGUUGGAGUACGAGGAAAAGAUAUUGUUGUUCUUGGUGUGGAGAAAAAAUCUGUGGCAAAACUUCAGGAUGAGAGAACUGUCCGAAAGAUCUGUGCCCUUGAUGACAACGUCUGCAUGGCUUUUGCAGGUCUCACAGCAGAUGCCAGGAUAGUUAUAAAUAGAGCCCGAGUGGAAUGUCAAAGCCAUAGACUUACAGUGGAAGAUCCUGUCACUGUGGAAUAUAUUACACGUUAUAUCGCUAGCCUGAAGCAGCGAUACACCCAGAGUAAUGGCCGCAGACCUUUUGGUAUUUCUGCCCUUAUUGUAGGGUUUGACUUUGAUGGAACUCCAAGGCUGUAUCAGACCGAUCCUUCUGGCACAUAUCAUGCUUGGAAGGCUAAUGCAAUUGGUAGAGGAGCAAAAUCUGUGCGGGAAUUUCUGGAGAAAAACUACACUGAUGAAGCUAUUGAAACUGAUGAUCUGACAAUUAAACUUGUUAUCAAAGCCCUUCUUGAAGUUGUACAGUCUGGUGGGAAAAAUAUUGAGCUGGCUGUUAUGAGAAGAAAUCAACCUCUCAAGAUACUGAGCCCUGAUGAAAUUGAAAAAUAUGUUGCUGAAAUUGAAAAAGAGAAAGAAGAGAACGAGAAGAAGAAACAGAAGAAAACUACAACAUGAUGAAUGAAUUUCUUUAGUUUUGGUUUUUAAAUCAAUCAUGAGUCUAUAUAGAUAUGUAAGCAUUCUAUUUCCUUGUUCUGUGCCCCUAAGAGGUCUACAAUAAACCAUCUGUUUUUUAAGCUUGUUAUUAGAAGAGGCUCCAUUCUUGUAUGCAUGUAUGUGUAUAUAUAUAUACACACACACGUGUGUGUGUGUAUAUAUAUACACACACACACAUAUACACAUAUAAACCAUACUGCAAUUAUAACACUAGUUUUUCUAAACCAAUAGAAAAUGUUUUCAUAACUUGUUAAUGAAUCUCCAAUUUGACAUGGAAGAUACCUUUUAUUACUCCUGUUCUGUUACUACUAUUCUAUUACUGCUUAUCACCACUGCUUCAUUGCUAAUGUUUAUGUUCCAUUCUGUUAUAAUUCAUCAGGGUAAUCAUGACAAAGCAUAGAUUUGCUGAAUCUUCAGUCCAGCAUAAUGUGGGAAUGGCUCAUACUUAAGUUUGGCACUUAAAUAUGAAAGAUAAAAUUUAAAUUUGUGAUCUCUGUUGAACUUUUGACAGUAGAUCUAUACAUGUGAAUUGAUUCUCUAACUGCAUGGCAGUGAAUUUAUUUCAGUAAACUCAUUUCGGCAGGCAGUUGUAGAAAUUCCCAUAUAGAUUCAGGAUGGGACCAUGGUUGUAAUGUCACCCUGAAAUUAUGAAAAUAUUAAUCUUGCUCUUUCAAAAAAA